This is a messenger RNA of Bursaphelenchus okinawaensis, 2807 nucleotides long. Lineage: Eukaryota; Metazoa; Nematoda; Chromadorea; Rhabditida; Aphelenchoididae. The record is from the annotation of a GenBank genome assembly.
AUGCAUAAACUACAGGUCUACACAAUCAAGGGAUCAUUGUUAGAUACCAUAGAAUGUAAUACGGGUAAUACAGUUGUUGAAUUAGUUAAAGAUGCACUGGCAAAAAAGAAAAUCAAGAUUGAAGAAGCUCGAUGCUUGCAUCAGAUGGGUAAAGACGGAAAAUGGUUCAAAAUUAAAUGGAAGGCGAAGGUCCCUAAUGUACCAACUGUUUUUAAAGUUACAAAGGACCCAUUAAAGGUAAGAAAAUUAAUAUUUAUAUUUUUUUGUGUUUAGAUGAGAUUGAAACAUCGGAUUCGAGUAGUCGACUUUCAAGGAGAACAAGUUGGUUUGAUUCCCACGAAAUCAGGUCGAAUUGUGAAGAAUAUUGUGAGUGAAGUUGCUUCUGUGUUAGAGUUGGAGGUGGAAAAAGUUAUGAAUGUUGAAGUGUUGAAGGACAAGAAAUUCAAGAAGGCUCCAAUGAAUGGAAACAUUGAAUAUCGCGAUAUUGUUGUUGUUACUGUUGAUGAAAAGGAUAGGGUAAGUAGAUUUGGUUUUAUAUUUAGAUUUAGUUAGUAAAUAGUAAGAUCUUAUUUAAAAUUUUCUUUUAGGAGCGUAUCAGACUCGAAGAUGGAGAACCGAUUCUUCCGCGAUGUUUGACGAUAUUAAGAUUGGAGGACCUGUUACGAAGUUAUAAACAUGUCAGUUUAAAUUUUUUGAUUUUAGGGAUUUGAUGAUAUUUAGGAUUUAGAAAGGUUUAUUUUUAACAUUGUGUUCUGUCAAUUAAUGAUUAAACAAAUAAAUAAAUGCCAUUUUCAGCCAUCAAAAGGCAAAGAACCACGAGGAAAGUCGAUUGAUGUGGAAGAAUUUAUCGAAAAAUUAAAAGGCGGUUACAGUGUGACAGAAGACGAAAAAUAUUUGAUCUCAAGAAGUGUAGUAGACCCUUUAUAUGAUCAUUGUUUGACCAGGGGAAGACCGUGGCGUAAUGAAUGUCGACUUUACUUGAACAACCUCUUUGAACCUUAUCCUCAACUUCACGUGGUAGGUGGAACUUUUUUUAUUAUUUCAAUAGGAUAGUUGAGACUAGGCUUUCAUUUUGCUUUGGUAGCUUUAUCUUGGUCAAAAAGUGCGUAGAAUUAUAUUUUAUUUGCUUUUUAAUGCUGUCUUGUUCUAGCUAGUGUUUGGCCUUUUAUAGUAAUGUUUUGUGGCAUUUUGUAAAUAAUGUGAUGGGUUUUAGGUAGGAUAGGUUAAUUAAAGAAUGGCAGCAAAAGAGAAACAUCAAAGAAAAGCGUGUUUGUUAAAGCUUAGUUUUAUAAACUUUUGGGCUAAACUUGUAAUGGACAUCUGUCUAAAAUUUUAAAUUUUUUCAACAUUUUGUUAAUAGUGUUAUUCUUGUUUUUUAAUAUUUUUUUUAUAUUAUGCAUUCUUAAAUUAACAAAUGUAAAAAUUGAAAGAUUUUAAUUAAAUUACAUAGUAUACACAACGUGGCCAAAAACGUUAUAAAGUAGCGAUUUUUUCAGCAAGACUUUGUAUCUGCCAAUCGAAAUAAUCAAAUGGAUUUGAUUAUUUCAAAUUGCCGGAUUCGACAAAGGCAACGUAAACAUAAAAUGCUGAAAUACUUGGCUAGUCUACAAUUAAAAUAAUAUGAUUAAGUACUUGGUUAGACUUUAAGUAAAGAAACGUACUGAAAAAGCCUGUUUUUAAAAUCAUUUUUUAUUCUUCUAAUAUUUACACAUUUCUACUUUGAGAAGAAAGUAGCUAGAAAAGGCUAAGAAGACAAAAAAUGAUAUUCUACGCAUUUUUGACCAAAAGUCAAAAAUGAUAUUUGGAUUUUUUGGCAACUAUGAUGUGCGUCUACUAUAUUAUGGCUAGUUAAGGCUUUACUUUUAUAGGUGGACUAUGUAACAUCGUGUGAUCAUAACGUAGAAGUAGGAGUGUUUGAAGGCGUCAUUUCUAAUUGGGUUAACCGAAUCAAACGUUUGCGUAAACGAAAUAUGAAAAAUUCAUAAUGCAACUGUUGUAAUUACAUUGUAAAUUCAGUAUAACGAAAAUCUCGUAUAACGAACAACUUUUUAAUUAUCGGCUAUUGUUACGCAGUUUGUUUAAAACUCUUGUAUAUUUUAUAAUUCACGAGCCAUUUGUUGUCAGAAGUUUCACAAAAUUUUAUAAAGUUUGUCAUGGACUUUUAUAAAUUUUGUAGUUUUCUAAAAACCAGAAGAGCAAUAGUGUCAUUUAUUGAAUUCUUCGUACUUUUAACCUACGUCUUUUUGUAUUUAAAAUUUAAAAACCUUAACAAGGGUAAUGAACUUUUUUAAUAGGUUUGAUAGGCCUGCAAGAGGGCAACUAGUCCGGGCACCUUUACACGUCCAUACCUAAACAUUUGGUUUAUUUUUUGCAUGUUUUCAGGAUGAAUUUGUGUCUUCAAAAGAUUGUUUUGUCGAUUGGGAUCCAUUUGACAAAGUUCUAGGUAACCGGCAGUAUGCGGCAAAGAUUUCUAAAAAACGAAAAAUGAAAUGGAGCUUGGGGUUGAACUAGAAAGGGAAUACAAGUUACUUUAAGAUUGUUGUUUUAUUGAAAUAAAGUUGUUGAUUCUGUAAUUCUUUUAAUAACUUCCAUUAAUCGAAGAAGCGGGAAGAUAGAAAAAUUAAAAAUAAUAAAAACUAUUUUUAAAUAUAAAAUUUUAGACAGACUUUGUGUCGUCUUCCAAUUCCAAAAUAGAAUCCGGAGUUUUUGAAGAUGUUGUAACAAACAAACGGUUUUUGUUACUUCAGUUUUGUCGGCGGAACCGAGGCGUACUGAUCAAUGCACUACCUAGAAGCCAAAAACGAUAG